AUGGAGCAGAGUUCAGAAGGUUUUCCCUUAACCGCUCCAACCCUGGGAAAGUUCCAAGAUUUCUACAAGCUCCUCCUGCGCCUGCACCAUCUAACCAGCAUUGAUGUCAUGAUUGGCUAUGCAGAUAUCCAGGGAGAGCUACUACCCAUCAAUAACGAUGACAACUUCUGCAAGGCCGUGUCCACUGCUCCCACCUUGCUGCGGAUCUUCAUACAAAGACAAGGUAUAGCUGUAAACACCCAGAACAGACCAGACCAAGCAGUUGUUUUACUCUAAAGCCCGAAACUCAACUAAAUGCCCACAGUAGUCUUGCCAGACUAAGCCAGUUAUUAAGGUUGUCUGUCAUUUAAAAUGGAAUAAUGCCAGGUAACAUUGAGAGGCUUCGAUAACGCUGAGAUCAAAUAUAAUCCAAGACUGACACUGGAAUUCAAAUAUCCUUCUUGCAUGCUUUCUUCAUAAGGGAUUUAUCAGAGUUUGCAUCAGGAAAGUUGUUUGUGUGUCUCCAGCAGCAGUAGACGGGGAAGUGGUUUUCAUGUAAUUGCUGUGCUCUACUAUUUUCGUAUGUUUGUUUACAUGAUGGACUAUCUACAUUUGUUUCCCUUGUUUAUGUAACCUCAGGAACUCCUGUUUAUAUAGUUUAUAGAGAAUCAUACACGGGGCCCCGUGUAGCUCAGUUGGUAGAGCAUGGCGCUUGCAACGCCAGGGUUGUGGGUUCGUUUCCCACGGGGGGCCAGAAUGAAAAAAAAAAAUAUGUAUGCACUCACUAACUGUAAGUCGCUCUGGAUAAGAGCGUCUGCUAAAUGACUAAAAAUGUAAUCAGAACAUACUCUGCUGCCAUCCUUUCUGAUGUUGACAGUAUGAUUUAUGCCCUGGUUGUUGUUUCUUGCCCACAUUGACCCAUACAGUAAAAAAAAAUGCAUCAGUUUAGUUGCAUUGUAGCAAUUAGACUAGUUAGUGCAUUUUACAAGCUUUGCAUUCCAAGACGUGUGCUAACAGAUUUCCUAUUCACAGAGGAAGUGGACUACAACAACUUCUGCCCUAAUGCCACUGUGACACGCCGGAGGAAGGUGCCAGUGAUCCCUCUCCCACGCGGCAACAUGAACCGCAAAAGGCCCACGGUCCACAUCAGCAGGCCGCAGGACUUCCGUCCCAUCUCGUCCAUUAUUGACACAGACUUCCUGCCCGCAUCUCAGCGCCGGGUACGACUGUACCGCCAGGGCUCAGAGAAGCCCCUGGGGUUCUAUAUCCGGGAUGGGACUACUGUGAGGGUGACUCCCCACGGCCUGGAGAAGGUCCCCGGGAUCUUCAUCUCACGGCUGGUCCCUGGAGGCCUGGCUGAGAGCACAGGGCUGCUGGCCAUCAACGACCAGGUGCUUGAGGUGAAUGGGAUCGAGGUGAUGGGCAAGGUGUUAGACCAGGUGACAGACAUGAUGAUCGCAAACAGUCACAAUCUUAUCAUCACGGUGAAGCCGGUGAACCAGCGUAAUAACAUAGUGCGUACCGGCAGCUGGAUGUCGGGGAUAAACUCAGGCAGUGUCAGCUCUUUAGACUACCAGAGUUACCACAGCAUGCCCAUCUGUGUGGGAGCCUACAGCUUCACUGAUGACGAGCUGCAGAGCGACGAGGACUUGGACAUUGUGAUUGAGAGAAGACUCAGAAACUCAUCCCGUCGCUCCAGUGCCUCAACCUCCACAGCCUCCCGUUCCCAGGCUUGGUCCCAGCCCCAGCAGAGUCCUAGGCCUUCUCCUAGGCCAUCCUCCCGGCGCCCUCCCCGUCGGCCUUACUCUGUCAUCUCCUCAACCUCCUAUCGCUCACAGCCCAGCCUCACUAGCCUGAACCUCAGACUGAACAGAGACCUGACCCUGCAGCGGCACUACGGCAGCAGCCCAGUCGUCAGGGAGAUGAACGGAGGUGUGUUUAACCACAGCAGCCUGCUCACCCUGAGGACAGAGCUACGACGUAGCCUG
Coregonus sp. 'balchen' is the source of this 1967-nucleotide messenger RNA. Lineage: Eukaryota; Metazoa; Chordata; Actinopteri; Salmoniformes; Salmonidae. The record is from the annotation of a GenBank genome assembly.